CGGGGCCCUCACAGCGCCCCCCCCGGCCGCCCGGUCCGGUCCGGCCCGGCCGCCUGCCCGGGCCCUUGGGAGCCGGCUGCCCUGCAAACCACCUCCAAAAUAACACCCCCCCCUCCAGCCUUGUCAAGUCCAGCUCCCACCAGAAGUGAUGAGGCUGAUGGGGGGGGAAUAAUAACCAUCGCAUUAUUAUUAGUAGUAGUAGUAUUAGUGUUAUCAUUAUUAUGACCAGAGUGAGGCCUGUUGGGAUGUGAGCGGGGAUGGGGAGCAGUCGCUGAAGAGGAAACACGGGAGAGAAAACCUCCCUCUCCUCCCAGCGCAUUAUAUAAGGAGAAGGCUGAGCUAUUUUUAUUUCUGUUUACCCUACGCAGGGCAAUGGGGACUCUUGCAGGCAGCAAGUUUUCGGGGGGGGGGAGCCACUCUUUGGCCCCCCCUGGGUGAGGCUGGACUCCGGAUAUAAUCAGUAAAAAAAAAAUGAAAAAAUGAAAAAGAGAAGCCUUCUGAUGAACGCCUGGGUUAGAAAUGCAGUGUAAAAAAACCACUGUCCCUUCCGCCUGCCCUUUAUGAGCAAAUAAGAAAUGCGGGAGGCAGAUGACCUUAGUUCUCCAAAGCCUUUUUAUAUUUGGUGGCAUGAAGACAUCCGUAUGUCGUCAUGCAGGUUCUCCUUAAAACGUAAGGAUCCCUGCUAUCUAUUUUAUGCAGCAGGGGUAGGCUGCAUGUCAGACAUGGUCUGGCAUAGCCGGUUACUUUGAUUAUAUAUUAGGUAAGUCGAGGGCUUUUCAUUUCAGUUUCCAACCCAGACCUUUAGCUACUGCAAAAUUCAGAUAGCAUGUUAAUGUAGUUAUGUUGCUUUGGAUGGUGAAGACAGUUCAGUUUUAUAACCUGGAAAAAGGAUUAUGAAUGAGGGGGAGAAAAUUGAGGGUGAGAGAAAAAAAAUAUGCCGUAGCUUUUUUUUUUUUUUGGUGAGAUGCAGCAAGGUGUCUUCUUAGAACAGCUUACAAUUUUGUCUCAUUGUCUCCAAACAUACAUGCAUAUAUAAAAAAUAAAAAUAAAAAAAUGGUCCAAUAUUUUACAGGCAGCAAUUCUUAGAAAAGGCUGGCUUUAUUAUCGCCGUUUAUGUAAGGCAAAGGUUGAUAGGUUUUCUUCAACUCUUGCCUGUCUAUCUCUCUGUCAUCAUGUAGAUACAUGUCAGUGGUGUAGGUUUUCAGUGCACUUACUCUAGCCCUGAUCAGUCAUGUAAUUAGAUCAGGCUGCCAUGGUAACAGACAGUAUUCAUCGUCCAUUCAGGUGUGUUUGUCUUGUGACUAGGCUACCUCAAGCGGUAUAUGUACUGUAUUUAUGUUGUGCAGCCUGCAUAGCUGACUGCUCUGUCUUCUUGCAGAAUGUUUCAGCAUAUUGUAAUCAUUUCCUGACCACUGAGUAUGUGAAAGAUGCUCCUCGAGUGCUACAGCAUCAGGCAGUUUUUACAUUUGUGCACGUCACAUUGCAAGCCAACUCAGAUGGGCAAACAAUACAAGCUGUGAAUUUCUUUUUGACCCCCACUGGACAGUGACCCAUCAUUAUUUUCAUUUUCACUGAAGAGAAAUGCGUUGUAAAUAAGAUCCUGGAGAACAGUGCAAGAGUUUUAAUGCAAGACAUCAGAAAAAAACUCUGCAACAUCUCAUGUGAGGAGAAGAAAGGAGACUUAUGAUUGCGUCUUGAAACACUCAUGAUUUGAGGUAUUUCCUACUUUAUUUGAAAGAAAAGAGGCACUGUCAACCCGCAAGUGACUUCACAGCUUCUGAAAAAUCUUCAUGGUAAAGGAUAAUCUGGGACUCCCUGUUGAAGAGCAUAGUGAAUGUUAAUCCAGAGCAGCUGUUGGAAGAUUGUGCUCACAAGGAGAUGAUUCCUCAUGAAGUCACUGGAUCCCCUUCAGAAAUCAAAUGUGACUUUCCAUUUAUCAGACUGAAAUCUGAACCAGCCAGACAGUGAAGCAAGAGCAGUGGAGGGGGGACGGCGAAAGAUGAAAUCCAACCAAGAAAGGAGCAAUGAAUGCCUGCCGCCCAAAAAGCGAGAAAUCCCUGCCACCAGCCUGCCUUCCGAGGUGAAGCCAUUAGUCCUGCCAAACGAGAACCACCGUGCAGAUAACUUAACAUGGCUCUCCAGCACGUCCAGCAGCCAAAGCAGCAUGGGUGGAAGGCACAGACCUGGAGGGACUUCGGUGGAGAUUGGUUUACAGCAAGGCUUACACAAAUCACUGUCCACAGGAAUGGACUAUUCCCCACCCAGUGCUCCCAGGUCUGUUCCAGCCACAACAACACUUCCCACAGUGUAUUCACCCGCACUGUCACAAUCAGGGACGCCUGUCUCCCCUGUGCAGUACACGCAUCUGCAACCCACUUUCCAGUUUGUUGGGCCCCCGUACAGUGGACCAUAUGCCGGGUUCAUCCCCUCCCAGCUGAUUUCCCCGACAGCCAAUUCCGGGACUGGCGCAGCAGCCUCUGCCACUGCUGUUGCAACCACUCCAUCCCAGCGCUCUCAGCUGGAGGCUUAUUCCACUUUGCUGGCCAGCAUGAGUAGCUUGGGCCAGCAGGGGCACAAAGUUGAGCAGCAUCUCGUCAGGACACCGGGGUUGAUUUCAGCAGGGUCUCCGCCUCCUACCCAACAAAACCAGUACGUCCACAUUUCCGGCUCUCCCCAGAGCGCGGUCCGAAACAUCUCUCCUCCGACCAUCCCAGUCCAUAUGCAUCCCCACCAAACAGUGAUUCCACCCACACUCACCCUUGGGCCCUCCUCCCAAGUGGUGGUGCAGUACACAGACUCUGGGGGCCACUUUGUCACCAGGGAUCCCAUCAAGAAGGCAGAGAGCAGCCGGCUGCAAGCAAUGCAGGCCAAGGAAAUUCUGAAUGGAGAGCUAGAGAAAAGCAGGCGGUAUGGCCUCUCGCCCUCUGCAGACAUGGGUCUAGUCAAAGCAGGCAAUAAACCAGCUCCUCACCAUUAUGAGACCAGGCACGUGGUGGUUCACCCGAGUCCUGCCGAAUACAGCACACGAGAUUCCUCCGGUGUCCGGGCCUCUGUGAUGGUAGUACCGAACAGCAGCACACCUACCGCAGAUAUGGAGGUCCAGCAGGCCACCCACAGAGAAACCUCUCCCUCAACCCUCAACGACAAGGGAAACUUGCAUUUAGGAAAGCCAGCCCACAGGUCCUAUGCUUUAUCUCCACAACAGACUAUGGGCCAUGAGGGGGUGAAAACAAUUGCCACCUUGUCCCCUCAUACUGUCAUUCAGACCACCCACAGCGCCUCUGAGCAAGUCCCUGUCGGACUGCCUGCCACAGCCUUCUACACCGGGACCCAGCCGCCAGUAAUUGGCUAUCUGAGUGGUCAGCAGCAAGCGAUUGGUUACCCUGGAAACCUGCCACAGCAUCUGGUGAUCCCUGGCACCCAGCCCCUGCUUAUACCAGUCGGCAAUGCAGAUGUGGAAUCAUCAGGAGUAGCACCUGCUAUAGUCACUUCAUCUCCCCAGUUCGCAGCAGUGCCUCAUACAUUUGUCACUACCGCCAUUCCUAAGAAUGAGAAUUACAGUGUCGAGUCGCUCGCAACCCAGCCAGCCUACCAGGCAGCUGUGGUGCAGGCCCAGAUCCACCUUCCCGUGGUGCAGUCUGUUGCUUCUCCGACAGCAGCUCCUCCGACACUGCCCCCUUACUUCAUGAAAGGGUCGAUCAUUCAGUUGGCUAAUGGGGAGCUGAAGAAGGUAGAGGACUUAAAAACAGAAGACUUUAUUCAGAGCGCAGAAAUCAGCAGUGACCUGAAAAUAGACUCCAGCACUGUGGAGAGGAUUGAAGACAGCCAUAACCCAGGCAUUGCUGUGAUACAGUUUGCUGUUGGAGAGCAUCGAGCACAGGUCAGCGUGGAAGUCUUGGUAGAAUACCCUUUUUUUGUAUUUGGACAAGGCUGGUCCUCCUGCUGCCCUGAGAGAACCAGCCAGCUCUUCGAUUUGCCAUGUUCCAAACUCUCCGUUGGGGAUGUCUGCAUAUCGCUCACUCUCAAGAAUCUGAAGAACGGCUCGAUUAAAAAGGGCCAGCCCAUGGAUUCAGCUAGUAUCUUGCUGAAGCACUCAAAGAAUGACAGUCUAGCUGGAAGUAGACACAGGUAUGCGGAGCAGGAAAACGGGAUUAAUCAGGGAAGUGCACAGAUGUUAGCUGAGAAUGGUGAACUGAAGUUUCCGGACAAAAUAGGAUUGCCUGCAGCACCUUUGCUCACCAAAACAGAACCCAGCAAGCCCACAGUGACGAGGAAGAGGAGGUGGUCGGCCCCCGAAACACGGAAACUAGAGAAAUCAGAAGAGGAACCACCAUUGACUCUUCCCAAGCCUUCUUUUAUUCCUCAGGAGGUUAAGAUUUGCAUUGAAGGUCGAUCUAAUGUAGGAAAGUAAAGGCUGUUUGGGGAAAGGAAAUUAGGCUAUCCCUUGUCAUUUUUAUCCAGAUUACUGUACUGUAGACUAAAUAACCCAGUAUUUACAUGUUAUCAUCUUAUUUUAGGUUUAUGUUAUAACCUUGUUGUUAUAGUUGCAGCUGGUAUUAUGCAGGAGAGUGGUGCAUAUGUUUUUUCCACAAGUGUUUGUCAGUGACUAGGUUUUAUCAAGAGCUGCGGAAGGGGCAGUAUCUGCUUCGCACACCCUUAGUGGAAAUGAAUGUGUUGUCAUGGCUCCUGAUUUCUAACACCUAGUGUAGACCAGGCUCCAGCUGGUCAGGUUUUUCUUUUUCUUUUCUUUUCUUUUUUUGUGAGGUGACAAGAAGGGAGCUGUAGCAGAGACUAAGACCCCUGCAGGCGUACCAUGCCUUCCCAUCCCAGGAGGGGAUUGGAGCUCUGUGGCAGGGUCAUUAGGAGAUUCCCUCACCUAAGGCAAGUGCUGAGAACAGAUUAACAAAUAGGAUCGGGCAGUUUUUCACACAUUACACAAUAAAACCAACCUGUACGCACGACUCUAUAGUAUACAGUAUAUAUAAUGUGUGUGUUUGUAUACACACACACACACACACACACAUACAUACAUACAUACAUACAUACAUAUAUAUAUUAUAUAUAUAUAGAUCUCUAUAUAUAUAGAUAUAGAUCUCUCUCUCUAUAUAUAGAUAUACAUAUCUAUAUAUAGAGAGAGAGAGUGAUAUCUAUAUACAUACAUACAUACAUAUAUAUAGAUCUCUCUAUAUAGAUAUACAUAUCCAUAUAUAGAGAGACAGAGAGAGCGAUAUCUAUAUAUAUAUAUAUAUAUACACACACACUAUAGAGCUUUGAGCACAGGGAUACACACACACAUGCACACACGCACACACACACAUGCAAGCACACACCCCAUGGGGUCUGACUGCACUGAUUUGUAUUCAUGGAGCGACUGCCACGCAGACAUUUCUUUCCCACUUGCUAGUGCAGAACAGAACAUCUGGCAAGUUUCUAUCUUUGAAUUUUCUCGCCUGGAAGAUUUACUUCAUGGGGUAGCAGGGGAUUGUGGGAAGCCAAAAAUUCUGAGAGUCUCCUGACUAGCUCUCCCUCCUGUGUCUGAGCAGUGUUAGACAAACCGACUGGGUUAUGACAUUGACAUUUGCUUCCACAAGGUAGAUGCAUACUGCCCCUUUGAGAUCACAGACAUAAACUGUUUGCAUUUAGGUUGCAAAUCUUUGUCUUUAACUCUAGUACUGUUUUUAGUUCAUGACUAUGGACAACUGGUGCCACUUUUUUCAAAUUUCAGUGUGACACAAGGAACGUGAUGUUGAAGAUGAACAUAGAAUGUCUUUAAGCACUUAAAAUGCUGUUCACACUUUAUUGCUGAGCAUCCUGGUCUAACACUCAAUAAGUACUGUAUCUCUCACUUUAAUCUAUUUGGAAAAAAAACAAACAAAUCUCUUCAACACUGUAACUACAUACGACUAUGUAGAGUUUUCUCACAAGCAAGAUGUUGAAAGUUUUAAUGUGGUUUCAAAGGGAUGAAUGUGAAUUAUUGAACUAGUAUGUGACAGUCAUUGUCCACAAAGGACUACUUAAUAGGAGGCACUUUUUAAACUUUAAUGCUUGAGAAAGAGUUAAAGGCAUAUGUGAGCUGACAGAUAAUAAAAGAAUAAGAGAAAGGAAAAAGGAAAGAGGAAAAAAAAAUAAUUAUUGUCCAGUGUUUUUGAAAAAGAUGGACUUUAAGGAAUCUUGCAAUUUGCACAUCUUGAGUUUAUCAUUUGUGUGGUAUUCCUGCAGUUUUUAACCUAAUAAUGUUGUGGGGAUGGGAGGGGCUGACAGAGCAUAAACAAAUGUAGCAAUUACUUACUAACCUGCCUAAGCCCUAGGCCAUCAUAUAAGGUUAUGUUCCUUUCAGAGUUCAUUUUCAGUCUUUCUACCAUAUCUGCCACACAGAAUCAGGUCCUAGCAGGACAACUCUGAGAAUUUUUCUUCAGCUUCAUCGAGAGAGUUUUCCACAAGAGACAUUUCUAUACAUGAGCAAGGUUUUGUUUUGUUUUUUUUAAAUAACCAUUAUUAUUUUAUUAUUAUUGUUAUUUGUUAUUUUUAAUGACAUUUUCCAUUUGAAAUACAAUCUAGAUUUCAGAGUUUGGUACAAAACGGGAAGGGAGGAUUCACACAUAAAAGUCUUUUUUGUUCCCAGAAAUCUGAAACGAAGAUAGGACAGGAGGCUCAGAGGUGCAGUGCACCCUGGGCUCCUGUUAAAGGCAAUGGGCAGUGCAUGUAUUAAGUACUUCAGGUCUGAGAUGAAGUCCACUACAGUGCAUGGAAAGACCUGCAUCAGUUCCAGUGGGCUGGAAAUUAGGCCUUCCAUGAUUAAGCCUUUACAUUAUUCUCACUUUUGUCAAGUUUUGUUGUCAAGUUUGCAUCCUUCCAGUACUUUUUAAGAAGCUGUGCUAAUAGGGAGAAAAAAUAUAGAGGUUCCUAAUUUGAAACACAGUUCCUAAAAUGAACAUUUUUUUUUUUUUUAAAUCUCGCUUUCAGGCUCCCUUGGAAUACAGUACUUCAACUCCUUUGUCCAAGAAUCUGAAAAAUCCCCAGUUUUUGGCUCUUAUUUGUUACUUGAAAUUUAAUACACACCAGAACUAAUUGUUUGAAUACCAUUUUCUGGGGUGCACCAAAAACAUUUAAGUAAGUUUAAGAUAGCUUGAAACUUUUAUUGAAGUUCCUUGAAUUUUAUUAACCUCUCAGCAAGCUACCAAAUAGCUGAGCAGGUUCGUUCUCACAGUCAUACUGCUUACUUAGCGCUUAGUUUUCAACAUUUCUGCUCAGAGAACUUGCUUAAUCUUCCAUAUACUCUGCUCAGGGCACUUGCAAUGUAUUGUUUUGUUUUGUGUUCUCUUUUAACCUUUGAAGGUAAGAGAAAUUGAAAGAUGUGGGGCAGAAUUAUCGAACUGAGUUCACCUUUGUACCACUAUCUUCAUAAUACACCACAUUCUCAGAAAAUCAGAAAUAAAACCACACACACCUUUUUGGCUAUUAAGGAAGCAGGGACUAUUAAACUGACGAAAUCUAUUCAACUAACACUAAAAUUAAAAAAAAAAAGUUUGGAGCAAUAGGAAUGUAUUAGUUCUGUGCUUGUAUUUCAGACUUAGGAAUUCUGAAAUGACUGGGUCCUUCCAAAUAGUUGUCCCCUUUUCAUGCUUUUUGCUUUUCUAGGAUGUGCAAUACUUUAUGUGCCAACUUAGACUCACCUGUGCGGUGGUAGCUAGAUAGAUCUCAGAUCCACUUCUGCUCUCACCUGUUCUGUUCUCCUUCAUUGUUUUCUUUAUUUUUCCUCCUCCACUCCCCAAAAAACAAUUAUUUGGGGCCUUAUGCCUCCUUUGUCCCAGGGAACAGAAUCCUUAUUGUCAUCCACAGGUGUGGUAAACACAGACUGAGGGCCUUGUAUGGCACCGAUUCACUCAAAUGUAUGUUCCUGGGCUCCACAAUUUGAAAUAUUCAGAAAAAGGCUUAAUAGAUGUCUCCCCCCACUCCACUAUAGCCGUUUUUAAGGGGUGGGGAGAGGGAGUGUGUACAUGUGAGGGGCAUGUAACUCCAGCAGCUCUGUCCUGAGCAAACAAUGCAGUCUCUUACAUGAACGAAAGCAGCCUUUGACAGCAUUGCCAGUGUUGUGUUCUCUUCAGUCUGUGCCUGUGAUGGUUACUUCACAAAUGCAUGCCUAGUUAUGCAUUCACUGUCCUUGCACAUGGAGCUGAGGUGCUAUGGGGGAGGGAUGGGGAGGGUAAAAGUUUUUUACACGUAGAAACCCUGCACAAAGUCUAUGCAGCACUUAGGUCGCUAGCUGAUGCAGAAACCAGAUACUGGCUCCCAGUGCAGGGCUGAACUCCCCCCUGAUCAGUGGGUACCGUAAAGGAGAGGUGGUUUCAAUCAGUAGAGCUGGUGAACCUAGGGGCAUGAGAGAGUGUUGUCUGUUGCAGUAAACAGUCGGUUUAAGACCCAGCCCCACGAUGCCUUACUGACGUGAGUAAAUCCUUACUCCAGCAAGUUGCCCUGUUGACUGCUCAUUUGAGUCAAUCUCACAACAUCUGGCAUGCAGUGAGUGCGUCUACAUGUUAAUUAACGCGCCUUAGUUAUUGCACAUUAAGUUUAGUACUUGGUUAACCAAAAACUAAAUCAACAUGCAAUAACUCAAGCUAUUGCGCAGUAGUGCCGAUGCACAGGUUUUUAGCGACACUUAUUGCGCAGUAGCCUAAUACUACUGCUCAGUCAUGUAUUAGCACAGGUUAUCCCCAGCACGCUACUGCUCAGUGUUAUUCGGCUACGGCACAGUUAGCAUCUCACAUAGACGCGCCCAGUGAAUUAACAAUUGCAGGCACAGACCUACUGAGGUGAAUCCAGUGUAAGAGGAUUAGCCAUGUGCCUCUGUAUAGCGUCCACUUUGCAAUAUUAACUGACAACCAUUUUCUUUAUAUUUUUUGUCUCUUAUUUUUUGUACCAGACCUGUUUAGUUUACAACAAAAUGCAUACAAUCACCAAGAAAUUAGUCAGGGCAAAGAGAAAAAAAAACAAGAACCUCUUUAUAGGGAUUUCUAAAAAUAUAUAUAUCUAUAUCUAUAUAUAUAAAACGACUGUUCCUUAUAGUGUUUAACUUAGGCAUCAUUUCAGUUUGUCUGGGCCACAUCAAGGGGAAUGUGGAGUUUGAUGUCACUUACCUCAAGUCCUUUUGUUGCAUCCCAAAUUGGAUUAAUGUUUAAACUAUUUUAUGAUUUUGUACAUUGUUGGGGUUUUUUUCUUUUAAAAUGUGUGUUUUGUCUUGGGGUUUUUAUUUCCAUUUUUAACCCUCUCGUCUCUGUUAAACCUAUCAUCGUGUCAUUUUCUCAGCACCUGGAAGUGACAUCACUACUCUUCUUUUCCUAAGUCAAGGAACAUUUAGAAACCUUUCACACCUUUUACUCAGGGAUGGGGCUGGCGUGUGUGUGGUACACUGAUGUGACCAGAAGCAGCACUUUUACUGCUCUGGAGUAGGGAUGUACAAUUUCAAGGACAAGUUUGGAUUUCCUGCAUCUUGUGAAUUAACUUCUUAGGUAUCACAUAGAUUGCAAUACAAAGCACCAGAUUCAAUGUGAACCGUAACUUGUUGAUUAUCAUGAAAUUCAUUCUUUGCACAGGGAUAUAUUUUUUUUAACAAAAGCAUGUUGCCAAUAUUAAAAAGGAAAAGGAAAAAAUGAAAUCCUGCUAAUGCUUAGUUUCUAAAAUAGAAGCGAAAUACCUGUUUCAAGGAGAACAAAUCUAAUAUAGCUUAAAAACACCACAUUUGUUAUUUUUAAAAGGUGGUGUUCUUUCAGAUCUGGAUUCCUAGUAGAAUAUGCCAUGCACACUGCGACCCCAGUUCUGCAAAUGCCAUAUGCACAGGCAUAGCUAGGCUUCUGAGCAGGUCCACUGAAGGCACUGGUGGCCCCUCAGAAACUUAACAGUGUUAACUAUAUGUAAAAGAUACUUGCAGAAAUGAGGUCUGUAUCAUUUAGUGCCAGAUUCUGAUCUUAGCUAUACAGCUAUAAACUGAAAGUUCCUACUGAUUAUAGUAGUAACUCCAGAUCUACUGGGUGGAACUGGAUUCUUGUCAUAUAUAUUAUCAGGUGAACUCAAACACGGCAAAAUGUGGCUUGCACUCUUCUAAAGUAAUUUCCACUCACCUUCCCUCACCUCAUCAUAAGAGUCAGCAUCAGACAUUAGUGAAGUCCAGCCUGCUGGCUUAUCCAGCGGUCUGGGAAAUGUAAUGGGAAGUGGGUAUUUAGCAGAGUGCAGUCAGUGGUUUUCUUUCUGUGUUUUUUUUUUUACCCAAAGUCUUAAAAUAGGGAAAUUGUCAACACACACACAAACACACCCCAAAAGUGUGAGCAUGUGUAUAUAUAUAUGUAUGCGUGUAAAUAAGUUUUAAAAGCACAUGAUUAUUAUGUCUAGUUGAUUUUUUUGAGGACAGUGUUGCGUUUUCUGUUGAUAGGGAAAUUCCAAACAAGUUGUACACCUCUACUCCAGAGUUCAAUUUCUUUUACAUAGACGACCUCGCUUCAGAUGUGUUACCUUACUGAUAGGAUCUUUUCUUGUAGCACUAUACCUUGUGGGAAUAUUUUUUUGAUGUAAACCUAAUUUGAGAAGCUUAAAAAAACUUUUUUGAAGCACUCACAUUGAGGAGUACAGGUAAUGUUUUAAAAAUUGCACAAAAGAAAAAUGAAUGUUGGAAUGAUUCAUUCAGUGUUUGAAAAAGAGAUGGCUCUGUUGAAACAGUGAGUUUCAUACCUUGUUUGUAAAAAAAAAUAAUAAUUUAAAAAAAAUACAAAAGAGAAAGGUUGAAAGUUACGUGUUUUUUGUAUAUAGAAACUGUCACGUCUAGAUGAUCUGAUUUGUAUUGGCUCUGGCCAGGAAGAAUUAUCACUUAAAAGGCUCUUAAAGAACAACUGUGCUUAAUUUUCUGUUCAUGUGACAUGGGUCCCACUUCUGGGGAAGGGGGUAAUGUUUCACACUGGUUGUCCCUGUGCUGAAAAUAUAUUUUAGAGCACCCUGCUUAAUUUAGAUUCUGAAGCCAUUGUCAUUUCUUUGCUCCCUCUGGGAUGAUGCUCUACACUUGCAGCACUUCCUGUUCCAAAAGAACCCAAAGAAUCUAAUCCUGAACAAGAAGUGUUCAUAACAAGGGAUCCUAGCCUACCAAGAAAUAAACUGUACCAUCUAAUGCGGCAUGGCCUCUUGUAACACCUCUACGCACCUCAUUUCAAUGGAGCAGGUUAAAGACAUGAAUUUUAGUUGUUCCAGCCAUGGCCUCAUUUGAUUUAGAGAUCAAUAUUAUUAACAAGCCAAAAGGAAAGAAUCCAGGAGCAGUUUCUGAGGAAAGGAGCCUUCCCUUGUCCAAAGAAUGACUUGGACAGCUGGAAGCCUAAACACAGCAGGGGAAACACAGUGUAGAGGUUCCGAAUCCUUGUAUCGCUCCCCGUGCAGCCAAUCCAAGGUAACCCAAGGUUCAGAUCUGAAACUCCUGUGGAGGGAGAGGGAAAGGGGGGUGGGAAUAAUCACCAUGCUAAAAUGACCCAACGCUCGGAGAAAUGGCCCCAAUUGUCCAGUUGUCUGGAAAUGAAGUGAAUUCAGCCAAGAGGUAGUAUUUCCACAAUAACAGUCUCUCAGAUUUCUGUAGCUUUUUCUCGUCAUCAUCUGAAAGGACUCAAGUCUUCCAUGGAGAAUUGAUUGGAGGCUUCAUCUAAGAUUGUGGGGUUUAUUUUGGUUUAGUUUUUGUUUGUUCAUUCAUUCGUUUCUAUUUUGAGUGGUCAAAGCUCCUCCUGUGCCCUUUCCCUUGACCAUGCAGUAGGCGUGCAUUGGAAGUGUUGUCCGCACUCAUCUUUAGUGACUCCUGGAAGCUGUUAUUGCUGUACUACUUGGUGGUUGACAAGCUAAAACAUUAAGGGCCACAUCUUCAAUGGAUAUAAAGCAGGUGUGGGUCCAUUGGUUUGGAAGCUAUUGCAGCUAUGCCAGUGUGCACUGUGUGAAGGCCUGGCCUUAAGCAUUUGCUCUAAAGGACCUAGUGAUUUUGCUUAUGUAUCUACACAUGCAACUCCCUUGGAAGUCAGCAGGCAAUGAACUCUUAAGUAAGGAAAGACAAAAAUGGGCCCAGAAUGGCUGCAAGUGGCUGAAUUCAUGUCUUCUAUUUGGCCUUUAGACUGGCUACCUAGCAAAGCUACUAAUCUCUUAGAGCACAGGUAUAGCUUUUCACAGACAGUCAGCUCAUGCUGAAACUCACUAAUGUAUGUAUUUUUGCUUUGUCUUUUUUAUUUUUAAAUAAUAUAUUAACGUUGUGAACACUGUUUUCUCUGCAGUGUUUAAAUAAAGGGGAUUUCCCAACCUCUUCAGUUCACGUGAUCUACUGAAAAUAAUUUUGUACUAGCUAUGUCACAGGUCUUGACAGCCAGCCACCUCGGACUGGCAAGCUCGCAAAGGCCCUCAAGGAGAGUCCUCUCAGAGGUAGGCUUAAGCCAUUCUCCAUUUAAGAGUCUUCAAGGUUUUCAAUGUUCGGUGUUUCUACCGAGGGGUGCUGCAAAUCACACUUCCAGUGUUGUGCCUAGUGUAGGCUGAGUAAAAGGGAUAAUGCAGCUUUGUGUUGGUGAGAAAUUGAGAUGACAUGGCCAGUACAAACAAGAGCUAGGGAGGGAAUGUUUUGCACCUUAUUGAAAAGAGGAGAAAGUUUUAAGUGCAUACAGACAUAGUUAAGAGCUUUUAUUGUGACAGGAGAACUUUUUUCCAUAUGCGUGCAUACUCUCUGUAAUUCCAGUGUAAAAUAUUGUACUUGCACUAGCUUUUUUAAAACAAAUAUUAAAAAAAUGGAAGAAUUCAUAUUCUAUUUUCUAAUGGUGGUGUGUCUAUUUGUAGGAUACACUCGCGUCUGUUUAUUGAAUUUUAUGGUCCCUUUCUUUGAUGGUGCUUGCAGGUUUUCUAGGUAGAAAUUAUUUCAUUAUUAUAAUAAAACAAUGUUUGAUUCAAAAUUUGAACAAAAUUGUUUUAAAGAAAUUGUCUGUAUACCAGUACAAGUUUAUUGUUUCAGUAUACUCGUACUAAUAAAAUAACAGUGCCAAUUGCAAA
Alligator mississippiensis (American alligator) is the source of this 13041-nucleotide messenger RNA. It is a transcript of the gene ATXN1, whose product is annotated as ataxin 1. The record is from RefSeq and is a predicted model, not a curated record. The transcript has 6 exons. Gene Ontology annotation, cellular component: nucleus. Gene Ontology annotation, biological process: negative regulation of transcription by RNA polymerase II; nervous system development. Lineage: Eukaryota; Metazoa; Chordata; Crocodylia; Alligatoridae. Bases 2000 to 4411 code for a protein of 803 amino acids. Gene Ontology annotation, molecular function: RNA binding; protein binding.